AUGAACAUCAAUGUUGGUGACCUUGACCUUGUGGCUUUCAUCGAGAACCCUGGGGAGAGGAAGAAGACCAUUUGCGGCACCCCAAAUUAUGUCGCACCCGAGGUAUGGCUCGACAUCACGAAUGGACACAGCUUCGAGAUCAAGGACGUCAAGGCCAUUUACAAGCGCAUCCGCGGCAACGAAUACAAAUUUCCCAUAGACCGCGUCAUCUCUGGGGCAGUCCAACACCUCACUCCACAGAUUUUGACCCUCAAUCCCUCACAAUGUCCAACCCUGCACGAAAUUGUUGACCACGCAUUCUUCACGCAUGGCGCUGUCCCCUCCUACAUCCCCUCUGCACACGAUGGCACCCCAGACUUUAAACACAUAUCCGAAUUCGUGUCGGACACCAACUUGAAGCACCUGAGAAAAGACGAUGCCGUCCUCUGCGUUGGGAGGCAUGGCGGCGAGGAAGAGUAUCAUCACCAGCAUCGCACACCUUUCCUCAUGGGCAAUCCCACUGGUCCCAGUGGUGCGGCUUCCAGUGCGCAUGAGAACCAGUUGUUGAGGAAGUUGCAAGCAGUGAAGGAGAGCCCAUUGGGCAGGAGGACUGUUACACAUGGUCUUGACGGAGGCAUUGUGGAAGAAGAGGGCAGAUUGCAGAAGAGGAGGAUGGAAUGGGAGGACGAACACGAAGAGGAGGAAGCGAGGCUGAGGAAGGAGUUGGAGGAGAAUCUCCCGGUGACGGCAGCCCCUCCGACUGCAGCCCUUCCGCCCCCCAAACCAAAUAAAUUCGACAUAGCUGCUCCCUUGCCUUCGACGCCAAAGCCGCAGGGAAGACCCAACCUUCAAAUCUAA
Messenger RNA from Laccaria bicolor S238N-H82, 837 nucleotides. RefSeq lists its product as uncharacterized. Gene Ontology annotation, biological process: regulation of protein localization to mitotic spindle pole body; mitotic cell cycle; regulation of cytokinesis. The coding region runs from base 1 to 837 and encodes 278 amino acids. Gene Ontology annotation, cellular component: spindle pole body; centrosome; spindle pole. The transcript is spliced from 5 exons. Lineage: Eukaryota; Fungi; Basidiomycota; Agaricomycetes; Agaricales; Hydnangiaceae. The record is from RefSeq and is a predicted model, not a curated record.